AUGCCUGCCGAGUUUCUCACUAGCAACCCCCCCCCGCUCUGGAUCACUCUCUACCACAUCGUCACCCGCCUCCCUGACUCUCUGCGCGCAGUCAGGGACCACUUCCUCUCUCGCUCCCCCACUGAGCUCACUGUUGCCCUCCUCGAGAAGGAACUGCUUGCAGCUGAGGCGAGCAUCGUCGCUGUAGGCACCUCUCGUGGCGACCCCCGCACCCCGUUCUUUGAGGGGUGUUCCCCUUCCCCCCUCCUCCCCUCUGUCGCCUCUGCUGCUGCUGUCGACCUUCUUGGUGCUGAGAAGGUCGGGACCGCGUCUGCUUCGAGCGGGCGCCGCAGGAACAAGGGGGGCAGGGGUGGGGGUGGCGGCGGAGGAGGUGGGGGUGGAGGCGGUGGGAGUGGAGGCGCGGCUGGGGAGACUAGUGGCGGCAGUGGGGGAGGAGACAGCAGCGGUGGGAGUGGUGGCGGAGGCGGCAGCGGAGGCGGAGGUGGUCGUGGUGGCGGCAGGGGUGGAGGUGGCCGGGGCGGCGGCGGUGGGGGUGGUGGUCGUGGAGGCACUGGCGGAGGGCAGAGUCAGCAGCCCGCCCCGACGCUUCAGGCCGCCCGUGAGUGGUAUGCGCAGCGUGGCUUUACCUGCACGUACGUCAUUCGCACAGACUUUGAUGCUAUUCUCACUGCCAUGUAUGCGAUGUCUAUUAGUGGAGAGGGUGCUCAGUACUUGCGUGUUCCGCCCGACCCGGGCAUUCAGGCCAGUCCGGCUGCCGCUCUAGGUGCUAGUGCGUCUGCUCCCACAGGUCCUGGUGAGGCUGCAGCCCUAGGUGCUAGUGCGUCCGUGCCCCCUGGUACUGAGUCGACUGCAGCACUGCACACCUUCACACUGGACUCAGGUGCUUCUCGCUCCUUCUUUCGUGACCGCACUGUCCUUGAGCCACUCGCUCGGCCAGUUGCUGUCUCCCUUGCUGACCCCUCUGGGGGUCCGGUCAUUGCGACCUCCUCCACUGUCCUUCCUUGUCCGGCGGUCCCGUCCGGCACGCUGUCAGGUCUCUACCUCCCCUCGUUCUCUACGAACUUGGUGGCAGGUAGUGCGCUCCAGGACGGGGGUGUUCACCAGUUCACCCCCGCCUACGAGCGCGUGACACACUGCACGUGUGCUCGGACGGGUCGCCACCUGGCUACCUUCACUCGGGAGCCGGGGUCGGACCUUUACACACUGACCACUGAGUCCCCUCAGGUAGCUGCGUCCGCGUCUGCGUCUGCGUCAGGUCAGCUGUCCGCCCCCUGCUCGUGUCGCUCUCUGGCGCAUGAGACUGUCCUUUGGCACCACCGUCUUGGUCACCCGUCUGUGCAGCGCCUUCGGGCCAUGCACAAACGGGACCUUGUUGCUGGUCUUCCCAGGGUACUCCCUCCCCUUCCAGACUCGCCUGCUCCUCCCUGUAUUCCCUGUGUCGAGGGGCGGCAGCGCGCCGCUCCUCACUCCUCCUCCUUUCCCCCGACGACUGCUCCUUUGCAGACGCUCCACUUGGACGUAUCUCGUCUCCAGCUCAGUGAGCGUUUCCGCUCCGACUUCCCUGUCCUGCGUCUGCACUCUGACAGAGGUGGGGAGUUUACCUCUGGCCUCUUGGAGGCCUUCUGUCAGCAGGAGGGCAUUGAGCAGUCGUACACGCUUCCGGCCUCUCCACAGCAGAAUGGGGUUGCUGAGCGCCGCAUUGGUCUGGUCAUGGAGGUCGCUCGUACCUCCUUGAGCCAUGCGGCUGCCCCCCAUUUUCUGUGGCCGUUUGCAGUCCGAUACGCUGCGCAUCAGCUCAACCUCUGGCCCCGUGUCUCCUUGCCCGAGACUUCUCCGACACUGCGUUGGACGGGAGAGGCUGGCGAUGCGUCGCGUUUUCGGGUCUGGGGAUCCCGAGCUUUUGUCCGCGACACGUCCGCGGACAAGCUCUCCCGUCGCGCUGUCCCCUGCGUCUUCCUUGGCUUUGUCCCGGACGCCCCUGGCUGGCAGUUCUACCACCCCACCUCGCGUCGUGUCCUGGCCUCUCAGGACGUCACUUUUGACGAGUCCGUCCCCUACUACCGCCUCUUCCCCUACCGCACUGCCCCGCUCCCCCCCCCACCUCUCUUCCUCGCUCCAGGUGCUGAGGUACCAGACCCCCUCCCCCCUCAGGGUGCCGCUCCCUCAGGUGUGUCCCAGGUAGACCCGGGUGAGCCUGUCGAGGUAGCUGUUGACUCUCGUCCUGCUAGGGGUGCUGAGCCUGGGGGUGCUGCGUCUGGGGGUGCCGAGCCUGGGAGUGCUGAGUCUGGGGGUGCGGAGCCUGGAGGUGCGGAGCCUGGAGGUGCUGAGCCUGGGGGUGCUGAGUCUGGGGGUGCUGAGUCCGGGGGUGCUGAGCCUGAGCGUGCUACACCUGGAGGAGCCCUCUCCUCCCAGCAGCUGCAGGAGAGGUACCUCGAGUACUGCCGCCUCCGGAGAGGUGCUGCUGGAGCUCGUCCCGGUACUUCCCCUCCUACCCGGGAGCUCCCCCCCAUUCAGCAGAUCCACGAGUGGUACACACGGCGCUGCAGUCUUCGGAGUGGUGCUCCUGGUGCUGCGGACCCUGGGGGUGGCGCUGCUGCUGGUGCUGAGGACCCGGACGUUGGAGCUGCUGCUGGUGCUGCGGACCCGCCUGGUGGAGCUGCUGCUGGUGCUGAGGACUCGGACGUCGGAGCUUCUACUGGUACUGAGGACCCGGGCGGUGGAGCUGCUGCUGGUGCUGAGGACUCGGACGGUGGAGCUGCUGCUGGAGCUGAGGACCCGAGCGGUGGCGCUGCUGCUGCUGCUGAGGACCCGGGCGUUGGAGCUACUACUGGUGCUGAGGACCCGGCCGGUGGAGCUGCUGCUGGUGCUGUGGACCCGGACGCUGGAGCUCCUACUGGUACUGAGGACCCGGCCGCUGGAGUCUCUUCUGCUUCUGGAGACGCUGCGCGGCCGCGACCGUACUUCGUACCGCUCCUUCAGCAGGUUCUUGGGCAGGCUCCUCCUCCUUGUCCUCCUCCCUCCGUAGCGUGUCCUCCGCCUGUCCAGCCGCAGUCACUGUUACCGCCUACCUCGCCUCUCCCUGCUCCCUCUCCUUACACUGGUCCCACAGGAGGUCUUACAGAGCGUCGUGAGCCUGAGUCUCGUCCUGCGUCGCCUGUUCGUCCUGCUCGCACUGGUAGUCGUGUCCGUUGUGAGCGUCCUCCUCCUGUCCCAGGCACUCACUACAUGACUCUGCGUCCCUCUACUGCUCCUCAGCGUGUCCCUCUACCGUCUCCUCCUGCGUCCUCUUUGCCUGACGUUCCGGCCCCUGAGUCUGACCGGUAUCGUGCUGAGCACCCUACUGUCACGCGUCUCCUCGCUACUGUUGUCACUGACCCUACCUUUGAGUCCUCGGCUGCGUCUGCCUUGGUCGCUGAGCUUGUUGACUUUGCUGCUGCCUGUCGUCUAGACUACGCCGCUAGUCUUGUUGCUGAGUCUCAGUUUGUCUGUCCUCCGUCCGUCGGGGGUGAGUGUGCUCUUGGCACGGACGUCCUUGAGGACAGACAGGAGGAGUUCCAGUGUCUUGCUGCUGCUUUGCCCCGUCUCGUGUCCUUGCUAGUUGCCCCUGAGGGAGACCCGGAUGCACCAGACAUCCCGACCCCACGCACUUACGCUGAGGCGAUGGCGGGUCCCUACUCCUCUCAGUGGCAGACAGCCAUGGAUGCCGAGAUGGCUUCCUGGAAGUCCACACGCACCUACGUCGACGAGGUUCCCCCUCCUGGGGCGAACAUCGUCAGUGGCAUGUGGAUUUUCAGGGUGAAGCGGCCGCCGGGUUCUCCGCCUGUCUUCAAGGCGCGUUACGUGGCUCGAGGCUUCAGUCAGCGAGAGGGAGUUGACUUCUUCCAGACCUUCUCCCCCACCCCGAAGAUGACUACUCUUCGGGUGCUGCUGCACAUAGCCGCUCACCGCGACUACGAGCUUCACUCACUUGACUUCAGCACUGCUUUCUUGCAGGGCAGCCUGCACGAGGAGAUCUGGCUGCGCCGCCCACCUGGCUUCACUGGGUCGUUUCCUCCUGGUACCCAGUGGAGGCUUCAGCGGCCGGUCUACGGUCUCCGCCAGGCUCCGCGUGAGUGGCACGACACACUGAGGACUACACUUGCGGCUCUUGGGUUCGCGCCUUCUACAGCUGACCCGUCGCUGUUUCUGCGCACCGACACUUCGCUGCCGCCGUUCUACAUCCUCGUAUACGUCGACGACUUGGUCUUUGCCACUGCUGACACUGCAGGACUCGCCUACGUGAAGUCGGAGCUGCAGAGGAGACACACGUGCACAGACCUGGGUGAGCUGACAAGCUAUCUUGGCUUGCGGAUCACCCGGGACAGAGCACGGCGCACCAUCACCCUGACUCAGUCACACAUGGUGCAGCAGGUUCUCCAGCGCUUCCGCUUCACGUACUCCUCGCCUCAGUCCACUCCUCUGCCUACCGGUCACUCGCUCUCAGCUCUGCCUUCAGAUGAGUCCGUAGAGCCGAGUGGCCCGUAUCCAGAGCUUGUGGGCUGCCUCAUGUACCUGAUGACCUGCACUCGACCUGACCUUGCAUACCCUCUUAGCAUCCUUGCACGCUAUGUCGCUCCUGGCCGUCACAGGAAGGAGCACAUGGAUGCCGCUAAGAGGGUGUUGCGCUACUUGUGCAGUACGUCGGGCAUGGGGCUUGUGCUUGGAGGGCGAGACCGAGUUGUUCUCACAGGGCACUCAGACGCUUCUUGGGCAGACGACCAGGCCACUCAGCGGUCGUCUCAGGGUUACACCUUCAGCCUUGGCUCUGGCUCAGUUUCUUGGCGCUCUACACGCUCUUCUUCUGUUCUCGGCUCCAGUUGCGAGGCUGAGAUCUACGCUACAGCCAUGGCUGCCCAGGAGCUACGCUGGCUGACCUACCUGCUGACCGACCUCGGAGAGCCGCCUCGUUCUCCUCCAGUACUGUACGUCGACAACAAGGCUGCCAUUGCCUUGUGUGAGGAGCACAGACUGGAGCACAGAACGAAGCACAUCGCCCUGCGGUACUUCCUUGCUCGUGAGCUGCAGCAGCGCGGUCAGCUUUGUAUUCGCUACGUGGCCACUGAGGCCAACACUGCUGAUGUGUUCACCAAGGCGCUUCAGCCUCGUGACCAUCAGCGCUUCUGCACUCUACUAGGCCUUGUGCCUACUGGACCUCACUUACUUACCUCUUGA
Molecule: messenger RNA, 5211 nt
Organism: Closterium sp. Yama58-4
Lineage: Eukaryota; Viridiplantae; Streptophyta; Zygnematophyceae; Desmidiales; Closteriaceae
Source: the annotation of a GenBank genome assembly